UUUCAAAUUUCUCUUAUAAUUAACGAAAAUUUAUAUGAAUUUAAGACUUAAGAGACAUUUAUAUACAUUUAUUUAUAGACAUUUUGUUCAUUUAACUUUAAAUAUUCUCGUAUUGUUUUAUAAAUUAAAAUAAUUUGGUUUCUCUGAAAUUUAUAUAAAUUUAUAUAUUUAAUGUUUAUAGUUGAAGUUAAAUUUGUUUAUAAUUAUUAUUUUUUAAGUUUGCAGUAUUUGUGGCACAAGUUACAGCUCCUGGCCCCUCUUAUUUUCGUCGUGCAGAAUGGCUUUUAGUUUUGGAGGCGGAGGAAGUGGUGGAACGGGUAGCACCAGUAGUUUCAGCUUCCCGACAACAACAACGACCACAGCUGCUGCAACGACCAGCAGUGGGUUCAGCUUUGGUACUGCCACAGCUGCGCCUGCCGGUGGAGCCAGCUUUAACUUCUCUCCCGCCGCUUCGCAACCCACAGCGCUUUCAACUGGAUUGAGCUUUGGUGCUCCUGCGACAACCACUAGUGCUGGAGGAUUUAAUUUUGCCAGCACUGCAGCGCCCAGUGGAACGGGGAGUAUCCUAGCAUCUGCCAUCAGCGCCCCGCUCCAGACAGCAGCACCGGCAGCAGCAUCAGCAAGCAGCUUUAGCUUCAAUGCGCCAGCAUCAACAGCUGCUAGUAGCAGCUUCUCUAGUGGGUUUUCUCUUACUGGUGGCACUCCAGCGGUAACCACUGGCUUGUCACUCGGGACACCCGCCACUUCUCCAUUCACCUUUCAAGCAAAGACGCCAGGCGGAGGAUCAAACGAAGCUACCAAGACAACAGCAUCCACAACGACUCAACCCAUUCUGGCAUUUCCAGUGGCUAAAACCACAACAGGACCAGCUGCUGCUACUACUACUGCUGCUGCAUCUGUAGGAUCAACUGGAUUGUCCUCUCUCUUCCCUACCCAGACUUCUACUCCAGCAACCACUACCUCAGUUCUUGGUUCAUCAGCCAUUGCUGCUACAGCUGCAUCAUCCACACCUGCCACCACACCUGCACUUGCUACCCUCUCAACUGUAACCAGCACGAGCAAUGCUGCAGUUGCUGCUACGACAGCGGUUGGCGCUGUGCCCACGUUGAGCGUUGCAGGCUUGGAGGACAAAGUUAACAAGUGGGUGUCUGAGCUGAGGGAACAAGAGGAAAGGUUGAUGAGGCAAGCUGCCCAUGUCAAUGCUUGGGACCAGCUCCUCCAGCAAGGUCAUGACCAGGUCCAGCAGCUGAGAGACACUCUUAACAAGGUCAAGACUGACCAGACAAGGCUACAAGCAGAACUGGACUUCAUUCAAGGUCAGCAACAAGAAUUAGAGCAACUAAUAGAGCCCCUGGAGGUGGCUGCAGCCACUAGCACUCCAGCUCAGCAUCAAGGAGAUCGUCAGCGAGAGAACAUGCAUCACGUCGCCCAGAGUCUGGAUUCUCAACUCCGCCAGAUGACCGAUGACUUGUGCAAGAUUAUCGAACACCUUAACACCAGCAACGCUGGGUCACAGGCUUCUGAUCCAGUCAAUACUGUAGCACGUGUUCUGUCUGCGCACAUGGACACUUUAAAGUGGGUUGAUCAGAACACUGCUCUUCUGACCCAGAAGAUAGAUGACCUCUCUCGGAUGGCCGACUCCAAGAGUAGGGACUAGCAUCCUCCUAAGUUAAUGGAUUUUUUUGUAAUUUUUGCUCUCGGUUAUCCGUAAAUUUUUGCCGGGAACUCGGUUGUGUGCAGACCAGCUGUUAACAAUGUUGGUUAAUCUGGAAAUAUUACAACUGUUCUAUGCAGUGGUUAACAUUAAUAGUUAAGAUAUAUAUCGGCAAAUCCAGUGGGUACCAGUGUGAAUUAUAUACAUUAUGUAUACUGAAUUUAUAUGGCCUGGAGAAGAUAUGACAUAGAACAUAAUUUCAGUAGAAUAAAAUAAGUGUCCAAAAUCUGUAAUUCGUAUCUAGUGGAAAAAUGCUGUUUUCAGAUUUUUGUUUUCAGAUUUUUUUGUUUUCAGAUUUUUUGUUUUCGGAUUUUUUGGAUUUUUAAAUUUUUUUUUCUGACAAAUAUUACCAUGAGCGUGUUUGAUAGGAGUGAAUGGAGACCAAUGGUUUUUAAUACUUGACGUGCUGUUGGAGUGUGAGCAAAGUAACAUUUAUGAAGGGGUUCAGGGAAACCGGCAGGCCGGACUUGAGUCCUGGAGAUGGGAAGUACAGUGCCUGCACUCUGAAGGAGGGGUGUUAAUGUUGCAGUUUAAAAACUGUAGUGUAAAGCACCCUUCUGGCAAGACAGUGAUGGAGUGAAUGAUGGUGAAAGUUUUUCUUUUUCGGGCCACCCUGCCUUGGUGGGAAUCGGCCAGUGUGAUAAUAAAAAAAAAAAAAUAAUAAUUACCAUUAAGGAACGAAAAAAAAAAGAAACGGAGAGAUGAAAUGAAUGCUGAAUUUGGCUCUGCUGAGUGAGUCAGCAUGUAAUAAUUUGCGAUCCUCAUGGGUUUAGUGCUCGGUUUUAAUAAUGUGAUAAUUUGUAUAAAUAAUUUAGAAAAUUACAUGGAAUUGGUCAGUGACCUAUUACAGCUUGAGCUGUAAUAGGUCACUGUGGCUGUUUAAAAUAGGUGAUGUGCAUGGGGUAGUGAGGAAAUUAGAACAUAAAGGAGAGGCACUGCAGCAGGCCUACUGGCCCAUACUAGGUAGAUCUACCCCCCCUCCCCCACCCAUGCCCACUCAUAAGAAUAUAAGACAGAAAGAGCACUGCAGCAGGCCUACUGGCCCAUGCUAGGCAAGUUCAACUCACUUUCGCUCAUAAGAACACAUGGAAUAACUGCAGCAGAUGAUUGUACAGAAAGAUAUUAAUUGACUCGGUAUUUUUUUCUAAUACGCUGCGACCGUCUCCGACCAUGGCACGGUGACCCGAAAAAGAAACAUUUUCAUCAUCACUCAGACUGUCUUGCCAGAGGCGCACAGAUACGGCAGUAUAGAUGUGCCUGUAAACAGUGGUUGUAGUUGCUUAUUUAAUCUUCAGAUAACUUGCACUCAGAGAAGAAGCUUUAGAUGACAGUUUGGUUCUGGAUAUGAGUCUCUAAAAGUUUCAUUAGUCAACAAGUUCAACUAAUGCGACAUUUUACGGUGGCAACAAUUCGCUCUCCUGGAGCUUUGUCAAGCUGUUAUGGCUUUAUGAGGCUCCUGGAGAGCUAGAGCUUGUCAGUGUAACUGUCUGUGAGUUAAUGUAACUGUCUGUGAGUUAACGUAACUGUCUGUGAGUUAACGUAACUGUGUGUGAGUUAUCGUAACUGUCUGUGAGUUAACGUAAUUGUCUGUGAGUUAACGUAACUGUCUGUGAGUUAAUGUAACUGUCUGUGAGUUAACGUAACUGUCUGUGAGUUAACGUAACUGUCUGUGAGUUAACGUAACUGUCUGUGAGUUAACAUAACUGUCUGUGAGUUAACAGGGUUACCAAUGCUUAUUCCUUGGGCACCACUGAAAAUGGGUCUGGGUUUGAGAUGGACCUGCUUAGUAUGAGCCAGUAGGCCUCCUGCAGUGUUCCUCCUUUCUUAUGUUUGGCUCUGCCUGAAGGCUAUGCAGAUUUUUAGACAUUUUUUUUUCUAUGAGUGAGAAACAGCCAUUGUGGUAAAAAAUUAUCUUGAAAUGUGUGACAAAUGGUUUUCAAAACCGACAUUUAUGAAAUAUAUGGGAAUCUUUAUUAAGGAAACAAAGCCACUGUGUAGCAAAACAUUUUGCCACUGUGUAGCGAAAUGUUUUGCCACUGUGUAGCGAAACAUUUCGCUAUUGUGUAGCGAAACGUUUCACCACUGUGUGGCAAAACGUUUUGCCACUGUGUGUCAAAACAAAGCCACUGUGUAACAAAGCGUUUCCUUAAUAAAGAUUCCCACACGUUGCACACGAAUUGAUAUGUAAAUUAUUCUUGCGUGGAAAGCAAAAAAAAAUAGUGUUCAGAGUACUGGUUCUUUUCACUUAUAUACAGUGCUUUGUGACCCAUGAGAGUUUAGCACUUAUAAUAAUAAUUUAGUGCUUCUAAUAAUAAUUCACUUAAGGUAAAUCAUUUUUAGAGUAAUAUAUUCAAUAUACUUUAAUGAAUUCUUUAUUCAGUGAAGUUGUCUUUCUUGUAUCAGUUUUUACUUUGGUGCUUUAAAUUCUAUGAGUACGUCGUAUAACCAUUCCAGACGUAGUUGCAAUCAAGCAGCUUAGGGUAAUCUUGUUCCCUAGGAUGCUACCCACAACAGUCUAAUACCCAGGUAUGUACCUACUUAAUGCUAGGUGAACAGGGGCAGCAGGUGUAAGGUGACUGACACCCAGGUACCUACUUAUUGCUAGGUGAACAGGGGUAGCAGGUGUAAGGUGACUGACACCCAGGUACCUACUUAUUGCUAGGUGAACAGGGGUAGCAGGUGUAAGGUAACUGACACCCAGGUACCUACUUAUUGCUAGGUGAACAGGCAGCAGGUGUAAAGAAACAAUCCCAACAUCCUGUAUUAGGAUUGAUACCCAAACCUAAGUGUGAGAGCCGAGAACGCUAUCGACUAAGCCAUGUGCACCUGCUCGUCUGUUUUACAAAAAUAUUUGGUCUUGCCUCCUAUAUGUAUUUAAUAUUUGUAGGUUUGAUUUAAAAAAGAACGAAUAAUUAAAUACUUUAAACUUAUUUUUUAUUUUGUAAUGAAUGAGAAAAUCCAUGCACUUGUCGUGCAUUUUCCAGACACUAAGGUUCACAUUGUUGGUAUUUUCUGGUUCCUGUCCUUUUAGGCCCUAUUGUACGUAUUCUUGAAACUACACAGUUGCUAGAGUAAGGCAGUUUUAAGAUGGUGCUGUGGUAAGGUGGCGUACGCCCAUUAGGUAAAUGAGUGUAUGUAUGGGCAUACUUUAUGUACAAGAUGGUAUUUUGAUUUUAUAUUCAGCACAUUUUGUGUUGGGUAACUUUGUGUCUCGUAACCUUAAACCUGAAGAUAUUUUAGAAUAAUCGGUGCUACUUAAAUUUGUCUAGAAUGCUGUUAUAAUUGAAAUAAGAAUCUUGCAAUAUAGGAAAAGUAACAUUGUGGAAUUAAGAAAAUAAUGUGAAAAUUACAAUCUUAAAAAGAAUAUAAAAACCGGCAAUACGACUACUGAAACAAGACAAAUAACCAGCACACAAGAGACAAACUUGUGAUAUUUGGUCUGACUUAGACCAUGAACUAGUGACUAGUUGAUGGUCCAAGUUGAACCAAAACUUAAUAAGUUUGUCUCUCAUGUGCUAGCUAUUUGUGUACAAUUUUUACUAAGUUGUAUUGUUAGUCUUUGGGUCACCCAGCCUUGGCGGGAGACAGCUGUUGAGGUUAAGAGGCACGUAAGUUCCCCCCGUCUUAUAAUAACACGUUCAUUUUUCCACUAUAAUCUACCUCGUCCAUAAUUAUUAUCACAUUUGCUUUGCCUGUUUCGUAAGGUGAAAUCCAGGAUCUUUCCUUAAUUCAUGGUAUAACUUAACAAGUCUUUGAGGAUAGUUGUGUUGUAGAGGUCUGAACUUUGCUUAGACCUCUGGUGAGUGAAGAUGUUGCAAUUUGCAGAACUGUUUGUACUGACCUCUACAGAGCUCUGCAACACAAUUGUCCUCAAAGAUGUGUUAAAUUAUACUAUGAAUUAAGGAAAGAUCCUGGACUUCACCUUACAAAACAGACAAAGCAAAUGUAAUAGUAAUUAUGGACAAGGUAGAUUAUAGUGGAAAAACGAACAUGUUAUUAGAAGACGUGGAACUUCGCCGCCUCUUAAGAAUAAAAGCAGUUAAGAUUUUCAGGUAAGCAAAUUAUGCAUGUUCAACAUCUGGGUACCUUUAUUUGGAGAUGCUUCGCCAUCCAGUGGCUUCAUCGGUACAAAUUCAAGGACAUCAUGGGAAAACUGUAGAACUAUUUACAAAAGACGAGGUAAUCAGUCCCUCAGCCUUGGAGUUGAAACUACUGAAGCUGUGAUCUUCAACUCCAAGACUGAGGGACUGAUUACCUUAUCUUUGGUAUAUAGUUCUACACUCUUAAGAAUAUAAGAUUGGAGGAACACUGCAGAAAGCCUACUGGUCCAUACAAGGUAGGUCCUUCUCAAAACCACCGCCACCCUCGGCUACCCAAGAAUUUACUCCUGUACCCACGACACCAAACCCAGCCCCUCCCACUCAUAUAUUUGUCCAAUCUUUAGAAUUUGUGUUGAUAAAGCCACCUAAAUGUUGUACAUGUCUAAUUCUCUAUUUUGUUGGUAUUAUAUACCAGUCAUGUACAUGUACGUUCUCAAGUGAGAGUUUCUCUGUACGGUCUGUAACCGAAUGUGUAUGCAACUAUCAACAUGCAGUUGCAAGUACACCUUGCAGGUUCAGCCCCCCAAUGCUUCUGUCACUGAUUUUGUACAGUGAUAAGAGCAUAAUUUACAUGCCUGGUGUUGCAUACAGCUGAGUUUUUUAUUAUUUGAGUUAUGGAAUGCUUAGUAUUUGAGAAUAAAAUUGAUUCCAAAUU
Messenger RNA from Cherax quadricarinatus, 6469 nucleotides. RefSeq names its product nuclear pore glycoprotein p62. The record is from RefSeq and is a predicted model, not a curated record. Gene Ontology annotation, molecular function: structural constituent of nuclear pore; phospholipid binding. NCBI's taxonomy places the organism in Eukaryota, Metazoa, Arthropoda, Malacostraca, Decapoda, Parastacidae. Gene Ontology annotation, biological process: RNA export from nucleus; protein import into nucleus. Gene Ontology annotation, cellular component: nuclear pore central transport channel; nuclear pore.